This is a messenger RNA of Sorex araneus (European shrew), 7268 nucleotides long. RefSeq names its product signal peptide, CUB domain and EGF like domain containing 3 (gene SCUBE3). The record is from RefSeq and is a predicted model, not a curated record. The transcript is spliced from 23 exons. Lineage: Eukaryota; Metazoa; Chordata; Mammalia; Eulipotyphla; Soricidae. Gene Ontology annotation, biological process: signal transduction. Gene Ontology annotation, molecular function: calcium ion binding. The coding region runs from base 41 to 3070 and encodes 1009 amino acids. Gene Ontology annotation, cellular component: cell surface.
CCGGCCCCGGCUGCCCCCGGCCCCGGUGUGAGCCGCGACCAUGGGCUCGGGGCGCGUGCCCGGGCUCUGCCUGCUCGUCCUGCUGGUCCACGCCCGCGCCGCGCAGCACGGCAAAGCCGCGCAAGAUGUGGACGAGUGUGUGGAGGGGACGGACAGCUGCCACAUCGAUGCCAUCUGUCAGAACACGCCACGCUCCUACAAGUGCAUGUGCAAGUCUGGGUACACGGGGGACGGCAAACACUGCAAAGACGUGGACGAGUGUGAGCGAGAGGACAAUGCGGGCUGCGUCCACGACUGUGUUAACAUCCCUGGCAAUUACCGCUGCACCUGCUAUGACGGCUUCCACCUGGCACACGACGGACACAACUGUCUGGACGUGGAUGAGUGCGCCGAGGGCAAUGGGGGCUGUCAGCAGAGCUGUGUCAACAUGAUGGGCAGCUACGAGUGCCACUGCCGGGAGGGUUUCUUCCUCAGCGACAACCAGCACACCUGCAUCCAGCGGCCAGAAGAAGGAAUGAAUUGUAUGAACAAGAACCACGGCUGUGCUCACAUCUGCAGGGAGACCCCCAAAGGGGGCAUCGCCUGUGAGUGCCGCCCGGGCUUCGAGCUUACCAAGAACCAGCGGGACUGUAAAUUGACAUGUAACUAUGGAAACGGCGGCUGCCAGCACACAUGUGAUGACACAGAGCAGGGGCCCCGGUGCGGCUGCCACGUCAAGUUUGUGCUGCAUGCAGACGGCAAGACAUGCAUUGGGGGAAGGCGGCUAGAACAGCACACGCCCCCCCAGACCGUUUCUAAUGAGACCUGCGCCGUGAACAACGGCGGCUGUGACAGCAAGUGCCACGACGCGGCCACGGGCGUGCACUGCAGCUGCCCCGUGGGCUUCAUGCUGCAGCCCGACAGGAAGACCUGCAAAGAUAUUGAUGAGUGUCGCCUGAACAACGGGGGCUGCGACCACAUCUGCCGGAACACGGUGGGCAGCUUCGAGUGCAGCUGCCGGAAGGGCUACAAGCUGCUCAUCAACGAGCGCAGCUGCCAGGACAUUGACGAGUGCUCCUUUGACCGGACCUGCGACCACGUGUGCGUCAACACGCCGGGCAGCUUCCAGUGCCUCUGCCACCAGGGCUACCUGCUCUACGGCGUCACCCACUGCGGGGACGUGGACGAGUGCAGCAUCAACCGCGGAGGCUGCCGCUUCGGCUGCAUCAACACCCCCGGCAGCUACCAGUGUACCUGCCCCGCGGGCCAGGGCCGGCUGCACUGGAACGGCAAGGAUUGCACAGAGCCCGUGAAGUGUCAGGGCAGCUCUGCCGCCUUGAGAGCCCUGCUCAGCUGCAGCCGCGCGGGCAAGAAGGACACCUGCGCCCUCACCUGCCCCUCCCGGGCCCGCUUUCUGCCAGAGUCUGAGAACGGCUUCACCGUGAGCUGCGGGACCCCCAGUCCCAGGGCCGCGGCAGCCCGAACAGGCCACGGCGGGAACAGCACGCAGGCGGGCCAGUGCCACGAGGCCGCAGUGCUCGCCGUCAAACAGCGCGCCUCCUUCAGGGUCAGGGACGCCAAGUGCCGCCUGCACCUGCGCAACAAAGGCAAAGUGGACGAGGCCGGCCGGAGCCCAGGCCCAGGUGCCGCGCCGUGCUCUGACUGCCAGGUGACCUUCAUCCACCUCAAGUGUGACUCCACGCGCAAGGGCAAGGGUCGGCGGGCCCGGACCCCGGCGGGCAAGGAGGUCACGCGGCUCACCCUGGAGCUGGAGGCCGAGGUCCGAGCGGAGGAGACCACAGCGGGCUGCGGGCUGGGCUGCCUGCGGCAGCGGGUGGAGCGGCGGCUGCGCGGGUCCCUGAAGAUGCUGCGCAAGUCCAUCAACCAGGACCGCUUCCUGCUGCGCCUGGCCGGCCUGGACUACGAGCUGGCCCACAAGCCCGGCCUGGCCGCCGGCGAGCGCCCGGAGCUGCUGGAGGCCUGCCGGCCGGGACAGCACCGCGCUGGGGUCAAGUGUGUCAGCUGCCCGCAGGGAACGUUUUACCACGGCCAGACGGAGCAAUGCGCACCCUGCCCGGCGGGCACCUUCCAGGAGAGGGAAGGGCAGCUGUCCUGCGACCUUUGCCCCGGGAGUGAUGCCCACGGGCCUCUGGGAGCCACCAACGUCACCACGUGUGCAGGUCAGUGCGCCCCGGGGUCUCACUCUGCCGAUGGCUUCAAGCCCUGCCAGCCGUGUCCCCGCGGCUCCUACCAGCCCGAACCCGGCCGCACGCUCUGCUUCCCGUGUGGGGGCGGCCUCACCACCAAGCAUGAGGGGGCUGUCUCCUUCCAGGACUGUGACGCCAAAGUCCAGUGCUCCCCCGGGCACUACUAUAACACCAGCAGCCACCGCUGCAUCCGCUGCGCCAUGGGCUCCUACCAGCCUGAUUUCCGCCAGAACUUCUGCACCCGCUGUCCCGGCAACACCAGCACCGACUUCGACGGCUCCACCAGCGUGGCCCAGUGCAAGAAUCGCCAGUGUGGCGGGGAGCUGGGUGAGUUCACCGGCUAUAUCGAGUCCCCCAACUACCCAGGCAACUACCCAGCGGGCGUGGAGUGCGUCUGGAACAUCAACCCCCCGCCCAAGCGCAAGAUCCUGAUUGUGGUACCUGAGAUCUUCCUGCCCUCCGAGGAUGAGUGCGGGGACGUCCUGGUCAUGAGGAAGAACUCCUCCCCAUCUUCCAUCACCACCUACGAGACCUGCCAGACCUACGAGCGGCCCAUCGCCUUCACCGCGCGCUCCCGCAAGCUCUGGAUCAACUUCAAGACCAGCGAGGCCAACAGCGCCCGCGGCUUCCAGAUCCCCUACGUGACCUACGACGAGGACUAUGAGCAGCUGGUGGAGGACAUCGUGAGAGACGGGCGGCUCUACGCCUCGGAGAACCACCAGGAGAUCUUAAAGGACAAGAAGCUCAUCAAGGCAUUCUUCGAGGUGCUGGCCCACCCCCAGAACUACUUCAAGUACACGGAGAAGCACAAGGAGAUGCUGCCCAAGUCCUUCAUCAAACUGCUCCGGUCCAAAGUCUCCAGCUUCCUGAGGCCCUACAAAUAGUGGCCCGGCCUGAGACCCGGGUUCCGAAGGCCCCGCACGCCUCUGCCCUCAGAGCCAGCAGCCACCCCCUCAGACAAGGAGGCCGCUUGUCCGUCACUCGCAGACCCGGUCCCCAGCUUCUCAGCCCCCUUUCCUGCUCUCUCUCUCUCUCCCCCCUCUCUUUCUCUCUCUCUCUCUCUCCCCUCUCUCUCUCUCUUCUCUCUCUCUCCUCUCUCCUCUCUCUCUCUCUCCCUUUCUCUCUUUCUCUUCCUUUCUCUCUUUCUGUCUCCUCUCUGUCUCCUAUCUGUCUGUCUCUCUUUUGUCUCUCUGUGUCUCUGUCUCUCUCUCUGUGUCUCUCUAUCUGUCUGUCUGUCUGUCUCUCUCCACCCCCAUCCUUUUGUUUCAUGACCCGUUUCCCUAGAAAAGCCAUCAGCGCUGGCUCUGUCCCCGGCCCCUCUGCACCAUACUGCCCCUUGGCCAGCUCCCAUCCCAGGCCCCGUCGGCCUGGAAGGUGCUAGAAGCCCACAGAGGCAGGGAGUCCAGUGGGGAGCAAGGAGAGGACGAGGGACAUCCAAGGGCCAUGCCUUGUUGAGUCGGGGCCUGACGGUGCACUGGGGUGACCCUGGGGGGUGAGUGCCCCCUGCAGGGCCCGAGCGACCUCUGACCCCAGGCUCCUGGCCAGCCCACAGGGACGCCCUGGACUGCCCCCUUCGGCCAGCUUCGUCUCUCCUGUCCAGCUGCUCUCCCGCCCCCAGGUCUGCUGGGGCGAGGGGGGCUGACCGUGGCCCACAGCCCUGGACUAGAGGGCUGAGGAGGAGCAGCUGGCCAGGCUCUGGGAAAGCCACAGCGGGGACGCCCGAGUCGGGAGCUCUGUCGGACAGAAACCAGGCCUUCAAGCAUCGCGGCAAGAGGGGAGAGAAAGGAAGAAAGACCGAGAUGUGUCCUCGGAAAGAAGGCCGCGCUACACAGCAGCCGGAAGCGCGCCUCGCACCCGGAUCCCUUCUCUUGCCUGGCCCUGGCCCGGCGAGCCCCUCCACCCACCGAGUGCGCCCUGGGCGGGGGGGACACUCCUGCCCUGGCCGAGUGCUGUCUGUCCUUCAGGAAACGGGGCUGCUCAGUGGACACGCGGCUGGGCCCCCGCCCCAGAGCCGCCCCAGAUGGCCCGUGGGCUCCACCAAAGAGGACCCCACGCUGCGGCCAGCCCGGAGCCACCUACCUCGGCCCGGACUGUGGACCGCUGCCCACCGUCCACAGCGAAGAAGUGCAAUCAAUGUCGAGUCUGUCUGUGUUGUCUAGAGGGAGGGGUCUUGGCUUCCGGUCUCGGCCUGGCUUCUGUUUCCUUUCCCUCUCUCAGAGCGGUCUGUGGAGAGCCGCCCACGAGAGGAGGGUGGGCUCGAGUGGGUCUCCUGCUCUGACGCCGGCGCCCACCCCCACCCCCACCAGCAGUGGCCCUCCGGACCCAGAGAGCCCACCCCGGGGGUGGCCCCGGGCUGCUACAGCGCAGAGGCCCCCCGCCCCCCCUCCGAUGUGUGGGACAUUGGUCCUGGGGACUCCGUGGAGCAGCCCUGCCCGGCCCUGCCGGCCCUCGGCCUCCCCGUGGCUGCAGCAUGGACCUCAUCGUUGCAGAGGCCAGUGGAAUUGGUCAGUGAUUCUUCGCCUUAAACGGGGAGAGCCCCCCAUCUCUCCCUGCCCUCGUCCUGUUUUCUCCAGCGGGGCAGACGGAGGAAGAUCAAAACGACGGUGACGGGCGGACUUAGGGCCCCAAGGCCAGCGACAAGGCCGAGGGAGCCAAGAGUAGAGCACUGGCAGCCCGAGCUCAAGGCCCUGACAUCCAGCCUCGCUUCCCCAAAGGGAGGAAGACUCCGGCCCAUGCUCGGGCCCCGCAGCCGCUCCAUCCUCUGUUCGACAGAUGCCCACAAGUUGUAUUUUCCGUUUCCCCCUAGUUUUCUCCAAAGCUGUAGUCCUAGUAAGCCAGAGGCUCCCCGUGGAUUCCUAGGGUCUCUUUCUGCCCCAGCUCACCGGCCUCCUCUCCUGCCACCCCCCCCCCCCAGCUGACUCGGCUCUAAAGAGCCUGACAUCCUUCCCACCAGCCAGCACGCACGGCCCAGACAGGUGGCCACUGUCACAGGUGGCCACUGGCCAGCUCCCACGAAACCCACCGGCCACCACACGACCCUUGGUGGUGGGCAUCUGACUGCCUUUGCUUAUAUGGUCAAAGAAAACAUACAACACUCUCUCUCUCUCUCUCUCUCUCUCUCUCUCUCUCUCUCUCUCUCUCUCUCUCUCUCUCUCUCUCUCUCUCACUUCAGAGCAAAUCGUCAUUUAAUCCUAAUUUGUGUUUGUCCUCACCUCCUCUGAAAAAUCUGACCAAUUCUGUCCAUCCUCAGUCCCUAGCAGAGGUGAGGGUGAGUGACUGAUGCUUCACUCUGGCCCGUUUCCUGUCUCUCUUGGGACGCUAGGUAGAAUACUGCCCAGUUAAUGCCAGACGGAUGGGGGUGGGGCCCCACCUGCACCCCUGUACCCCACAUAGACACGUAGCCACAUUUCCUACCAUGAUUAGGCCAUGGUUUCUGGGACCUGCGAAUUAUCUUCACAAUACAGAAAGUAUAGACCACUAGGCUUCUGAUGUCGGGACAGUGUGUGUGUGUGUGUGUGUGUGUGUGUGUGUGUGUGUGUGUGUGUGUGUGUGUGUGUGUGUGUGUGGUGCGCCAGGAAUUGAACCCAGGGCCUCACGGCAUGUGGCAGGCUCAACACUGAGCCACAUCCCUGGUCCAGGGCGAAUCUGGAUAAGCAGGCAAAGACCUGCCCAGUGUCCACCAAGUUGAACUGCAUCUGAGUUGGGAGUAGGAACCAGGCACUGCUGCUACUGCACCACCUCGGGGGGACGCUGGCCCUGGGCACCCAAUCAGGGAUCCAGCGGCCUGAAGGAGGGGUCGACACUCAGGGACUCUCUAGGCCGUUGGCAGUGAGACAGAGGAAGGGGUUCUUCCCGGUGCGGGGGUGUGGGAGACGAUGCGAGUGGGCUCUCUGGAGGAACCGCCCAGAGACCUCUGCGGGAUGCGAUGCUUGCGGGGCCCGUGACGCCUCAUUUGUCUUAGUCUAAAACCAGCCAUGGUCUGAGUGUGGGAGCAUCUGAGUCCCAUGCUCAGGGGGGUCCGCCAGUGCUCGGGGUCCAACCGAGGCCUAUCAGAAAGGCACUUACCUCCUCCACAACGUGGCAGCCCUUCUUCCCUCUGCCUCUCCCGCUCUGUUCUUGAGCCAGGCCCGACCCCUACACCUGAGACUCUCAGAGUCCGAGGAAACUAGCCACGUCCUGAACUUGAGCUUCCCCGCCCCUCGCCUACACAUCCCCCAGGCCAAUGCUGAUUCCCAGGCUGCUCCCAUCGUCCCAGCAUUCGGUGAUUUGAGACGGUGGAGAGUCAGGCAACAGGAAUUUUUUUUUCUUUUUCUGAAAGAUUAAUGAUCUAGUCCCGAUCUUUGGUACUAGGGAAUUUAUUUUCCCCCUAUCAGAAAUGUGUUUUCCAUCCUCCUGGUGACUCUGGAGUGUAUUCAUGAGGGAGUCAUCUCGGUCUGCCUGAAAGUGGUCUCACGCAUUCAAACUCUGGUAUUUGCUGCUUCUCACCUUGAUUUCAACAGGCUCGAACUGGGGAGAAGAAUUUCACGGACCGUAAGCAGAAACGAAUGAGGACCUACUUGGCUUCCUGCUUACUCUCAUAGGAGAAAAAUGAAAGCCAACAAGGAGAUCUUUAAAGCUGACCUGUCUCAAGGUCAUAUGCCCUGUCCUCGGGCCUUCCAUGGACUCGAAGCCUUUUAAGAAACUCUGAUGAGAGGGAAUCGAAUCCUCAAUCUCUAUUGACUUAUCUAGACAACACAGAUUGUAGCAGUUUGGACAAACAGAAAACUUGAUUCUGUGUGAAUUGAACUGACGUUUCAGAGACUAAUCAGAACCACGUGGAGGCUUUCCUUUUUUUUUUUUUCUUUUGAAUACAGAAGAAAUCUCAAAGUAUUGUAUUUAUAUCUGCCUUCCACUGCUGCCAAUAUAGUAAGCAUCUCCUACACAAUCAACAAUAAACAGUAAACGAUGCAGUUCAUAGAGUAUUUUGCACUUGGGGAAAAAUGUAUCUGAACUUGUAAAAAGAAAUGUUUGGGUUUUGUAUUGUCUUUUUAUUAUUAUUAUUAUUAUAUUAUUAUUAUUAAAAUACUAAAUGAAAUUCCUCAA